GAAAACUGUAUAAACUAAAAUAUGAUGUUUUCUCAUUUUAGGUACCUCGAGCAAUAUGCAAACCUUGCUGACUUUAUUCCAUUUUCUAUCGUCCAGCACUGAAGAGUACUCUCCAUGUAGAGCUUAUCAACGGAGCAAUCCUCAGAACAUUUCCGAAGCUGGCAUCGAGGCUAAUUUGGAUGUCCAAUUCGCGGGAGGGAUAUCGAUGAGCUACCUCACCUCUGUGCAAUGCAGAUUCCGGGUUACUCAAUCGCCCCAUGGAAUCUGUUCUGAUCGCAGUACCCUGUCAAGCAAAUAUUCUACAGUACAUAUGGUCGCGGCCAAAAUACGAACCGGAGCAUCAGCUAUGAGGAUAACGGGGAUGAGCCCUACGACGUUUUUCUCACUUACCUCCGAAGAAAACGAAGGAUCUUCCUCAAGUGUUGACUACCAGUUAUGGUGAGGAUGAGAAUACAGUUCCAAUCAACUACGCUCGACGUGUGUGCAAGCUUUACGUUGCACUGGGGACGCGGGGUGUUAGCGCACUGCACGCCUCGGGCGAUGGAGGCGUAGGCCGCACGGGGGAAACAGGAGCUUGUUCCACCCCCAAUAGGUUCGUGCCUAUCUUCCCUGGUGGGUGCCCAUAUU
Molecule: messenger RNA, 627 nt
Organism: Cantharellus anzutake
Lineage: Eukaryota; Fungi; Basidiomycota; Agaricomycetes; Cantharellales; Hydnaceae
Exons: 7
Coding region: 56-442 (128 amino acids)
Source: RefSeq, a predicted model, not a curated record